CGACGAUUAAUGAGAGUGCACCACAACUACACUACGGUUCGACGCAGAGGAGAUAAAUUCCCGAUUUCGACAAUUUUGAGUUUCCCUCCAUUCUUUUCCCCUUUCUCUACAUUUCCACGCUCAUCUAUUUUUUCUCGCAAGUUGGGCUGAAUCCGACCAAGCCAAGCGCUGCCGAGAAAAUUUUCACAGGCGAUAAUUUCAGAGAAAUUUGCUCACCACACCAGCGAAACUCCUGCUUCGAUCCCUCAGUUCAAAUGCGAAUAUAUCUGUGAGUUUGUGUUUCAAUUCCAAUUUUUCCUCCUACUCUAGGGUUCUCUCGCCGACCGCCUACUUGAUGCGCCGGAUCCGUUUUCUCGUUCUUGAUUUGCCGCCUCGUGGUUUAGUGUCGUUAACCCCAUGCUGAAUUGUUAUCCUCCCCGAUGAAUUUCAGGCUGCAGCUGAAAUUGAACUAGAGUUUCUUCUCCCAAGUUCUAUUGAUUUGGCUUUGUAUCCAACGCUCGGAAUUCGAUAGUGGAAACUCACUAUAGAGUAGUAAUUUUGGUUCGGGAAGAGAGCUAAGUGAGUUCUUGAUUCUGGGUAUUAGGCUCGCGUGAAAUGUGCGUACCCAUAGUUCAAAUCUCAAAGGUGUGAAGAAGGUGUGGCUUGCAGGAAACAGCGAGACUUCGAGGGGAGAAAGAGUAGUAACAAAUGGGGGAUUACUAUGACAUUGAUGACAUUCUUGCCGAGGAAGAUUUCGUGCCAGUUCAGUUCCUCAAGGCGGUGAAUGGGGUGAAAAUUGAUGAAAGUUCGGAAAGAGGCUUUGUUGAACAAGAUUCAAAGGCAGAGCUGCCGUUUUGGCUAGCGCGGGGUUUACACUUGCAACAAGCCAUAUCAAUCAAAGUUCCUGCUUGUUUCAAUAGAAAUACGAGGCUAGAAAUCGAGGCUGAUGCUGGAUCUGUUGAUUUAAGAUCUCGCUGCUCGUACUUCUACGAAUUUGGGUGUAAAGUAGCACCAUUUUGCGACAAGAGCAUUGGACUAUUGGUGUCAUACACGUUCAAAGCCCGGUACAAGGAGGUUCUGUACAAGGCACACACAAAAGCAUUUGCAGCAGCAUCCAAAGUCAUGAACUUCCUAACCAAAGAAGAAACCAAUUUGUAUGAAGCAGCUCAAUCCUCCAUGGCUGCCUUUAGGAAAUGGAGAAUGGGCGGUCCUAGAUUGCAGAGAGCUUCAAUUCUAGGAAGGAAAAGAAAACCACCUGAGUAGAAAGAUUGUGCAGAACUCCGAUUUUGUGGUGAAAUCCUCGUCAGUAAAGUAAUGCUGUUGUAGCAUGCCACAGGCCUGACAGUGUCGAAGCAGGCAGGUGAUCUCCAAUGUCCAUACAUAGCUGAUGGAUGCUUGAUAGGACCAUAACAAUAGUUCUACAUCAAUUUAUGAUCCUGGUUAGUGUUUAUUUGUACUACAUUCAAUCAGAACUCAUGAAUAAAUGUCCAGAGUUUCU
Molecule: messenger RNA, 1477 nt
Organism: Linum trigynum
Lineage: Eukaryota; Viridiplantae; Streptophyta; Magnoliopsida; Malpighiales; Linaceae
Source: the annotation of a GenBank genome assembly